GCGUCACCUCCCCCGCCGUGCCCGGGGGUGCCCAGCACCUCCACCCGGGCUGGUUCUGCUCUGCCCCACCAGAUUCAGCCCAGACAAAACUGCAUUAUCUUCCUAACGGCCGUUUCCACACCUGGGAGUGACACACUUUCCGGGAGCCAUCCCCCUUCCCAGCCCUGGGCUGGUUCCUGCCCCGCGGGGCUGCGGGCGCCGCGCGGGGCGGUUGGUUCCCUCCUCUUGCACAUCCUGCCCACAACUGGCACCCGGCUGGGGCUGCAGGCAGGAAGUUCCUCCCUCUGAAGCAACCCUGGAGUGAGAAAGAGCUCGAGGGUUUGAUGCUAUUUUAAGAAGAGUUUCUCAGGCAGCUCAGUUCAGUGAAAGAGAUCUUGUCUGAGGGGCUGUGUUGCAGGUGACCAUCAUUUAGGUGGUGGUAGAACCACACGGAGAUGCAGAACUUCACCAGCAGUGCAAACACAACUCAAGAACAACCUGCUGAGAGAGAUUUGUGUAGAUUUUCAUCAACAUGAAAGCCAGCAGAGCCACAGGAGGAACAUUUUGUUGAACAGGAAACAGCUUGAGCUUCCAUUAUCAAUGGGUGAAGAUGUUUUGCUCCUGAAGCCCUUUGGUCACGGAGGGUUCCAAGGGACAGCAGCACCCCAAGAGGCCUGCAGGCUCCCCUUCUGCUGGACAUGGCCAACUUCUACUAGACCUGCCAUGACGGCAUUUUUUCCCAGUGUUCCCAACUGGAUUCAAGAUGCAAAGCAGGAGGAGGAAGAGACAGGCUGGAAAUUAGUCCCCAGACCAAGAGGCGAAGAGACCAACAGUCAGGGAAAGUGCCAAUGUGAAAUCUCAGACUCCUCCUUCCCCAGCACGGACAAGCUGAGGCCUCACACGCUGCCCCACCCCGAGCAGAGACCCUACAACUGCCCCCAGCUGCACUGUGGGAAAGCCUUUGCUUCCAAGUACAAGCUCUACAGGCACAUGGCCACGCACUCAGCUCAGAAGCCCCACCAGUGCAUGUACUGCGAGAAGAUGUUCCACCGGAAGGACCACCUCCGGAACCACCUGCAGACCCACGACCCCCACAAGGAGGCUCUGCACUGCCCCGAGUGCGGCAAGAACUACAACACCAAGCUGGGCUUCCGGCGCCACCUGGCCAUGCACGCGGCGGCCAGCGGGGACCUCAGCUGCAAGGUGUGUCUGCAGAGCUUCGAGAGCACCCAGGUCCUGCUGGAGCACCUCAAGGCUCACUCUCGGCGGGCCUCUGGUGGAGCCAAGGAGAAGAAGCACCCGUGUGACCACUGCGACCGGCGCUUCUACACCCGCAAGGACGUGCGGAGACACCUGGUGGUGCACACGGGGAGGAAGGACUUCUUGUGCCAGUACUGCGCCCAGAGGUUUGGGAGGAAGGACCAUCUGACCAGGCACAUGAAGAAAAGCCACUCCCAGGAGCUGCUGAAGAUCAAGACGGAGCCGGUGGACAUGCUGGGCCUGCUGAGCUGCAGCUCAUCUGUGGCAGUGAAGGAAGAGCUGAGCCCUGUCCUGUGCAUGGCAUCCAGAGACAUGAUAGGUGGGAAGAGCUUCCCGGGCGUGUUGCCUGUGGGCAUGUACAGCACACAUCUCCAGACCAUGCCCAGCUCAGGGAUGCCCCAUUCUUUGGUUCCUAAUUCUCUUCCGAUGGGAAUGAGCUACCCUCUGGAGCCUUCUUCUCCCAUCUCCUCCCCACCACAACCUCCUCCAAAGUAUCAGCUUGGAUCUACCUCAUAUUUGCCUGAGAAACUUCCCAAAGUAGAGGUGGACAGCUUCUUGUCAGACUUCCCUGGCAGCCUGUCUCUCUCAUCUGGUGAGCCUCAGUCCUCUUCGCCUCAGCCGCCCCCCCUGGAGGAGGCUUUGCUUUCCAAGAGCCCUGCUAACCUCUCAGAGGCUCUCUGUGCUGCUAACAUGGACUUCUCUCAUCUUCUUGGCUUCCUCCCCCUCAACCUUCCUCCUUGCAAUCCCCCUGUGUCAUCAGGGGGGUUGGUCAUGGGCUACUCGCAGGGGGAGGCGCAGCCACUGCUUUCCACUUUGCAACAUCAACCUCAAGAGUCUCCUGGAGCUGGGGCCCCCCUGAACUUUGGGCCCCUCCACUCGUUGCCCCCUGUCUUCACCUCCAGCCUGAGCACAACCACGCUGCCGCGUUUCCACCAGGCAUUCCAGUAAGCUGGAGGUGGCGCUGGAGAGCAGAACUUCCCGUCGCCCUUCUGCGGAGAGCCUUAAAAACGCACAACUCUUCCUUCCCUUUGGGGUGUCAAAGCUUUGCAGAGCUGUUUCAGACAGGAGGUUUCUGAUGUCUGGAGGGAGCACUUGUAGACUGGAGCAGCCGUCCCUGUGCGAGUCCCAGCCCUGUGCAGCACAGAGGAGGCAGCUGAUAGACUGGAUGUAUUUUAUCUAAUUUUUUAUCUGUGAAUCAGGAGCCGCGCUUAGCACUGACCUUCCCCGAGAGCUCCUCUUCGGGAAGGGACUGUCCCUGAGAAGGAGUUGAGACUCUUUCAUCUUGGGCUAAACUUUUGAAAAGAGUCCAGCUUCCAUUUCAUGUUCUCACACUGCAAUUCUGGCCAAACAGCCAACACCUCCCUGCAGAGAAGGAGGAGAAGUCAGGACCCCCGCUGUGUAUGAAGCCAACGGGGAAGAGCCUUUCUUCCCCACUACCUCUCAUCCCGUCUCCCCUCACAGCCCACUCCACGGAAAGCAGCUACUCCUCACCAGUGUUAAGCAGCGAGACCGUUUACAGGGUGACUCCAGCCACCUCCCCAGCCCCUCCCCGCGGAGCCGCUGGGCUGAGCUCCUCACGGUGAGCAUUGUUUACACAACACGCAGCUGUUCCCGCCAUGGCAAAAAUAGGAGGCACCAACACCCUCUGGGUGUGUCCCUGGUGUAGCCAGAACACUGUUUACACAACGAAGUCAGGUCGCACUGAUUUCUCUUCACCUAUCAUGUUCUUCCCCCAUGGGGAAACCCACUGCUCUUCAGACCACUGCAGCCCCUGCCCUGCAAGCAGCAGCUUCCCACGUGCCCAGGGGAUGAAGCAGCUCCCAGCUCAGCUUCCCUGGCUGGUGUAAGGACAGAGCCCGUUCAGAUCUCUCCCCCAGGCAAACAGAUGGUGCAUCUGUCCUGGAAACCAAAGCACGUGGAAGAUCUGGGUGAGGAGCCCGGGGCCGCGGUGCUGCCCGGAGCUUCCCUGGGGAUGGGGAACAGAGUACGAGUUCCUAGGGCUUUUUACCCACAACAGCUCAGUGAGGUCAGUACCCUUUUGGCUUAUCCACGAGGCAGUCACAAGAGAUAUAUUUUUACCUCAGUCCUAGGGUGAUAACAUCCAGGAGUCAGGAGGAAUAAUUGGUCCCAGCUUCAUGUCCACUCAGUGUCUUUGAAGCCCUCUCCCCAACACUACCAGCUGUGACAAACGCUGGGGGUUGGGCCCUGCAGCCCCCCCUUUCCCUUAGUUAUUUGGUCCCACUGGCCUUUUGGUUCUCCUCAGAGUUCAAGUCCUGCUUCCCCUGCUCCCUGCCUCGCCUCUUAAAUCCUUCUGUGGACUAUCUACCUGCUGAGGGCAGCAGGGUGACGCUGGGAAGUGGCAGCCAGCUGCUGCUGCCAUUUAGCACCCGUGUUGUCCCUGCUCUCCUGCUCUGGGCCCUGCAGCACAGCACACGCAGGGUGAUGGACACACAGACACACACAGCUCUUCGUACCUCAGCACGGAGGAACCACUCUAGGCCGAUAUCAACCAGCAAACCCGUCAGUGCUGUUCUCCAGAAAUCUGCAAAAUGCAAGAUCUACCUCUGCUCUGUGACCUCAGCCCCCCAGUGAAGCCAGGGGCUGUGCCCCCCUCCCCAGCACAGCCAUGCAGGUCGCUCCCCGAGCCUGGUCCCGCAGCGGGACACCGGCCCCGACCCCUCCGUUUGCCUCCAGAACUUUAUUUUUAAUUUAGCUUAGUAAUUCUUCCCAGAAUGACUGUUUAGUGAUCCAUUGAUUCUCCAGAACAUAGAUCAGUUGUUUUAGGCUAGCCAGCAAUGCUGCAAAUAAUACUUUUGUAUCAAAAUGUAAUAUAAGAUUUAUUUACCUCAGCGAUAUCCUGUGGCAAUGAUCUCCCCGAGUUAAAUGCAGUACUUCCUUUCUCCACUGUAAGAUGUUGCCUUUUGAAGUCCAACGAGUGCCUUCUUGUUCUCUUAACAUAGAAAAGGUAAACAGGGCAUCCUGCCCCUCUGUUUACCACCACUGAAUACCUCAGGCCUGUCUUCUGUUGCUUUUCUCUUUGCAAAUGAACAGUUUCACACUGUUAGCAGUGAUAUGCAAAGGCCUUACCCCUGCCUUCAGUUGAGAGGAUUUUUUUUUUUAAGAAAGAAAUGGUUAGAGCUGAUCACUUGCUCAAGUGAGGGUUACCAGAUUUAUGCAAUGCCAUCACACACACCUUCUGCCACCUCAGAACAUUCAGCUUUCCUGCUUUUUGCCUGCAUUGUACUCUGAACAGAUGUCAGCACUGGAAUUCCUUUAGCAGUGGUAGCUAAACUUAGAGCCAAGGCAUCUUUUUCCUACCAGUAGUCUGUCAAAGAAUAAAUGGAAUUCAUUUUGCUA
This is a messenger RNA of Apus apus (common swift), 4596 nucleotides long. It is a transcript of the gene PLAGL2, whose product is annotated as PLAG1 like zinc finger 2. Gene Ontology annotation, cellular component: nucleus. The record is from RefSeq and is a predicted model, not a curated record. The transcript is spliced from 3 exons. Bases 580 to 2187 code for a protein of 535 amino acids. Gene Ontology annotation, molecular function: DNA-binding transcription activator activity, RNA polymerase II-specific. Lineage: Eukaryota; Metazoa; Chordata; Aves; Apodiformes; Apodidae.